Wasmannia auropunctata (little fire ant) is the source of this 1510-nucleotide messenger RNA. RefSeq names its product mortality factor 4-like protein 1 (gene MRG15). The record is from RefSeq and is a predicted model, not a curated record. Gene Ontology annotation, biological process: regulation of DNA-templated transcription; chromatin organization. Gene Ontology annotation, cellular component: nucleus; NuA4 histone acetyltransferase complex. Lineage: Eukaryota; Metazoa; Arthropoda; Insecta; Hymenoptera; Formicidae. Bases 168 to 1172 code for a protein of 334 amino acids. The transcript is spliced from 6 exons.
ACAGUCGCCGUCCGGAAUAGUUGACAUAACCUAGCGUAAUCAUCGGAGCGUCGUCAAAAGAAUGUGAAUGUUAUUUAAAAAGUGUUGCAUGUGAAAGUUAAUCAUUUCCCGUCGUUGCUUACUGUGUAAUUUAUUAUACAUUUGACAAGAUAAAGGAACAAGAGAGAAUGCCACCAAAGUGUAAAUUUCAAGAAGGAGAAAAGGUCCUGUGCUUUCACGGGCCACUGAUCUACGAAGCCAAGUGCUUGAAGUCCUCUGUUACCAAGGAGAAGCAAGUCAAAUAUUUCAUUCACUAUGCUGGCUGGAAUAAAAACUGGGACGAAUGGGUUCCCGAGAGCAGAGUUCUCAAAUACAACGAGGCGAAUGUACAGAAGCAGAGAGAGGUCCAGAGAGCGCACUCGAAUCAGCAAUCCGCUCAGAAGAACAAGAAGGGAAACACAACGGCCAAGACGCAGGGGCGGAGGAGCGAAGGGAUCCGAGAGAAGGACGUGGACAGCAGGUCGAGCACUCCCGUCGCCGACAAGAGUACGAGCCGUUUUAGCAAGGGUACAAGCAGCACGGUAACACCUUCGUCUUCCCACGACUCUGCAUCGGAAGCGCCGCGUAAAAAACGAAGUCGGCUAGAGCCGUCCGGCGAGACCGAGGAAUACCUCACGAAAGUAGAGGUUAAGAUCAAAUUACCCGAGGAAUUGAAGUUCGUGCUGAUAGACGAGUCCGAGAUAAUCCUGAAGCACCACAAGUUACCCGCAUUACCUGUACAGAACACAGUCGACAAAAUUCUGGAUGAUUACGUGGAGACAAAAUCGUCCGGGAAAUCCAACGACGUCAGAGAAAGCACGUUGGAGGUGACGAAAGGUAUACGGGAGUAUUUCAACAGCACGCUGGGCCUUCAGUUGCUGUACAAAUGGGAACGGCCGCAGUUUAUACAGAUAAUGAAUGACAAUCCGGAAACGUUGCCGAGCCAGCUGUAUGGAGCGUUCCACCUCCUCAGAUUAUUCGUACGACUCGGCGGCAUGCUGUCGUACACGCCUUUAGACGAGAAGAGUAUACAGCUGUUGCUGUCGCAUUUUCAUGACUUUCUACAAUAUUUGCAGAAGAACAACACCGCGCUCUUCAAUCUUCAGCAAGACUACACAGAUCCGUCGCCGGAUUAUCAUCGGAAAUACGGUUAACCCGUAUCCAGUAAUUAUUUUUCAGACUUACUUGUACUCGAGCAAACGUAUUACUUUUACGCAGAAUAUUUUCUUUGACAAUCUCUUCACACACGGGAUACGAUUCGAAUCCAUUUAUGCCACGCAGCUAUUGUAUAACUGCGUCAUUUUAAAUAAAAGUAUACUUAAUUUAGCUAAUUAUAAUUUCAUUAGAAUAGGGUGUAUAAAUGAUCGCGAAGCGAAGAUGGCGAUAAAACAAGAAUUAUGACGAAAUGUGUUCAAAUACACAACGCAAUAUUAAUGUAGAUCUAGAUUCUGGAUGCUAGGCUAAAUAAACCAGAUUUCGAGAUUCAAUGAAA